Messenger RNA from Coccidioides posadasii C735 delta SOWgp, 1612 nucleotides. It is a transcript of the gene ARC1, whose product is annotated as G4 quadruplex nucleic acid binding protein. Gene Ontology annotation, molecular function: tRNA binding; tyrosine-tRNA ligase activity. The record is from RefSeq and is a predicted model, not a curated record. Gene Ontology annotation, cellular component: methionyl glutamyl tRNA synthetase complex. NCBI's taxonomy places the organism in Eukaryota, Fungi, Ascomycota, Eurotiomycetes, Onygenales, Onygenaceae.
AGAGUUUGAAAAGUCGGUUUUUUUUAAUUGCAGACUGUAUCUUGAGUUGGGUGCUCAGUUCCCCCUGAGCCAAUAGUCACAUCUUUCAAGCUGAAGCCUACCAAUCCCAUCUCUUCCGUCCUGCGGACUGCGUCAGCCCCGCAACGACUUAUAUCGCGGGGUCGUUUAUCAUCACGAUCACUCCGGCCAGUGACUCAUUCGACGUCGUCCAUUACUGCUCGUGCGCGAUCUACACCACUCUUUAACCAAGCUGCAAAAAUGGCUACCGCGUCAGCGCCAGCGACUUCUCUACUUUCACUCCUCUACCGUUCUUACCCACGAGUCGUUCCGUCAAAUUCUACCGAGCCCGAUCUCGAAUCCAUUUCCCCAAAAAUAUUCCCAACGGCCGAUUAUACAGAUGCUGAGAAGGCAGAAAUCAACCAAUGGUUGUCUCGGUCGUCAGAGUUGGCACAAGCUUUGAAGAAGGGUGAGACAGAGAGCGUUUCAACGCUCCUCAUCACCGUGAAUACACAUCUCGCCUCCCGUACUACUGUCCUUGGCACAAAACCAUCUGUAGCAGAUGUUGCUUUAUAUGCCCUCUUGGGUCCGGUUGUGGAGAAAUGGUCCCCAGAGGAGAGGACCGGCGAGGAUGGAUAUCAUCAUAUUGUGCGGCAUGUUGACCUCGUGCAGAAUGCACCCCUUUUCAGUUUGCAAAUACCAGAGGAAGAAAAGAUUAAAAUCGAUGUGAAUGAUGUGAGAGCUGCACCAAGGGUCGUUGUGGCGAAGGAUGAAAAUAAUAAGAAAAAGAAAGAGAAGAAAGGCGGACGGGUUGGAGAGAAGGAUUUGGUUGUUGGUCGGGGAAAGAAUGCGGAUAACAAUGAAGCAAAUAUAUCCGUGGUAGAUGUGGCGAAGGAUAAAGCUGUCGCCGGGGCUAUAGCCGCCGGUGCGCCCAAGAAGGAGAAGAAAGAGAAGAAGCCCAAGCAACCAAAGGCACCUGCUCCAGCAGCACCCCUUUCACCUUCGCUCAUUGAUCUUCGUGUCGGACAUAUCCUUCGUGCUAUCAAUCAUCCAAACGCAGAUUCCCUUUACGUCUCCACGAUCGCUUGCGGUGAUGCACCAGGCACUGAGCAUACAACGCAAGACGAGGCUACCGGACUCACAGUCCGGACUGUGUGCUCUGGAUUAAACGGGCUAGUACCAUUGGAAGAAAUGCAAGGGCGGAAGGUUGUUACUGUCUGCAACCUCAAACCCGUUACCAUGCGUGGUAUUAAAUCUGCUGCUAUGGUCCUCGCGGCAUCGCCAAAGAACGAUGAGUCCCAUGCUGGACCAGUUGAAUUGGUCUCUCCUCCUGAGGGCGCCGAAGCCGGAGAGCGCGUUUUCUUUGAAGGUUGGAACAAUGGCGACCCAGAGAAAGUAUUGAACCCGAAGAAGAAGAUUUGGGAGACGUUCCAGCCGGGUUUCACUACAACAGAUUCGCUGGAAGUGGCUUUUGAUAGCAGUGCAGUGCCACAGCUAAACAGUGGAGGCGAAACUAGCACAGCACCGUCAACUCCUUCAGUUGGGAAGCUGGUAACGAAAUCAGGCGGUGUGUGCACUGUGAAGAGCUUGAAGGGAGCGGCAGUUAGAUAAUCUU